AUGCCCGCCCAUCGCCACCGCCAGGUCCGCCACCGCCUCCGCUUCCUCGCGACACUCGUCGGGCUCCAACCCGCCGCCGCCGGUUUCUCCACGGCGCCGUCCCGUGGGUGCCCGCUACACGCCGCGCUCGCGCGCCGGGACGCCCCAGCGGCGGCCGCGCUCGCCCUCUACUCCAGCAUCCGCGCCGCAGCCUCGCCGACCCCCUACAUAUUCUCCCUCCUCCUCGCCUCCCUCGCCUCGUCCUCGCCUCGCGCUUCCUCCCCCGCCGCAGGCGGAUGCGAUGGCCGCGCCGUCGCGGGGCUCGCGCACGCGCAGGCGCUCAAGUGCGGCGCGCUCGCGCACACCGUGGUCACCAACUGCCUCCUCAAGCUCUACUGCGCGCUCGGCCUCCUCCCCGACGCGCGCAGGGUGUUCGACACGACUGGCGCCUCCGCGCUAGACGCCGUCUCCUGGAACACGAUUGUGUCGGGGUAUGGUAAGAGCGGCGACCUGGAGGCCGCGCGUGAGCUAUUCGUCAGAAUGCCCGACAGGAGCUUAGUUUCCUGGAGCGCGAUGGUCGACGCGUGCGUUCGCGCGGAGGAGUUCAGCGAGGCGCUGAGGGUGUUUGAUCGGAUGAUGGAGGAGGGAUUUAGGCCAGACGCAGUAGUUCUGGUCAGCAUGCUCAAGGCUUGCGCACAUCUUGGUGCUGUUGAGAGGGGGCGUUGGGUACAUAAGUAUCUGGAAGCAGAGGGGUUUGGGAGGAGGCCAGUGAAUGUCAUGCUUGAGACUGCUCUUGUGGAUAUGUAUUGCAAAUGUGGGUGCAUGGAGCGGGCUUGGCAGGUCUUCGAUAGAGUUCAGAGCCGCGAUGUGGUGUUAUGGAAUGCAAUGAUUGGCGGGCUUGCGAUGAAUGGUCAUGGCAAGCGUGCAAUUGAGUUGUUCAGAAGGAUGCUUGUGUAG
This is a messenger RNA of Panicum virgatum (switchgrass), 936 nucleotides long. Its product is annotated as pentatricopeptide repeat-containing protein At1g08070, chloroplastic-like. Bases 1 to 936 code for a protein of 311 amino acids. Gene Ontology annotation, molecular function: protein binding; RNA binding. Gene Ontology annotation, biological process: RNA modification. Lineage: Eukaryota; Viridiplantae; Streptophyta; Magnoliopsida; Poales; Poaceae. The record is from RefSeq and is a predicted model, not a curated record. The transcript has a single exon.